AUGUUCGAGAAAUACAAACCCCCUCGCUCCUACGGCACCAGCGGCGGUGCCUUGAGCCUCACAGGCCUAGAGAACAUGUCCUCCGCGGAAAAGACGGCGCGCAUCCUCGCCGUGGCAAACGACAUGGCGGCGUCGAUAAUAUACAUCGCCAAACAGGCCGAAGCAGGCAACCUGACAAACAGCCAGACCGUCCCGAUCUAUAACUUCAUCGACAGCAUACUGGGCCUCGAGAGGAGCCAGACGAGGGGCUUGAUGGCGGAGCUGGAGAAGCAGGAUUCGCGGAUUGCGUUCAUGGAGAAGCAGCACCAGAAGGACAUCGAGGAGCUGACGAGGUGUGCUCUCGAGGCGAUAUCGCAGAUGAAGGCGAGGGCAGACCAGCUGGAGAAGGCGAAGGAAUGA
Messenger RNA from Arthroderma uncinatum, 399 nucleotides. RefSeq lists its product as uncharacterized. The transcript has a single exon. Bases 1 to 399 code for a protein of 132 amino acids. The record is from RefSeq and is a predicted model, not a curated record. NCBI's taxonomy places the organism in Eukaryota, Fungi, Ascomycota, Eurotiomycetes, Onygenales, Arthrodermataceae.